Messenger RNA from Thlaspi arvense, 693 nucleotides. The record is from the annotation of a GenBank genome assembly. Lineage: Eukaryota; Viridiplantae; Streptophyta; Magnoliopsida; Brassicales; Brassicaceae.
AUGCCUGAUUAUAGAAGCUUUGUCACGGUGGGUUCGAGGAUAUAUGUGUUUUGUGGGAUUAACCGAACAAGUGCCCUAACCAUCGAUUGUGGAUCUCACACGGUGCAACCUCUCCCCAGCAUGCCUGUGCCCAUGUAUCAUGCAACCGCUGACAUCAUCGAGGGGAGAAUCUACGUAGUUGGAAAGCACUAUUGUGAUGAUUUUGUAUGGAAGAAGGUGAUGGUGGUGUUCAAUACAGAAACACAAAAAUGGGAGGAGCCUAGGGUUAUAAAGGCAGGCAUUGCCGCGUGGCGUGGUUGUGUGGUGGUGGUUGGUAUGCUGUACUUGAAGGAUAAUCAUAACGACAGCUUUGUUUACGAGCCAAAGGAAAAUAAAUGGGAAAGAGACGAGAUGCUGAAUUUACACGAUUGGGAGAAUGCGUGUGUCGUCGAUGACGUACUCUACUACUUCGAUUAUGGUGUGAAGAGAAUAAGAGCGUAUGAUCCAAAGCAGAGGUGCUGGGGAGUGGUGAAUGGUUUGGAAGAUCUGUUGGCUAAGCAGAAAGGAUAUUUAUGCAUUGACACUGUGGGUUACUGUGGGAGACUGGUUUUGUUUUUCCAUAAAGGAAAAAAAGAAGAAGUAAGACGUGAGAUUUGGCGUGCGGAUAUUUCGCUGAAAAUACGUCAAAGGAAAAAAAGAAGAAGUAAGACGUGA